AUGGUAAGCACCAGGCCAAAGUUCCCCAAGAAAAUUCCCCCGGGCACCACCAUUGACAUCACCACAACCCCCUCACCACCAAAAACUAGAGAAAAAGGCAAAGGCAAGGUGGCAGCCUCUUUCUCCACCAAAACCCCAACCGAACCUGCCCCAAAAUCACCCUCACCGGCGAAGCCAGAGGAAGUCGAGGCCACCAUCACAAAGGCUACCGAGGAAACUCCCACCGAAGAACAGUCGAAGACGGAGCCAGCCAAGAAGCGAGGAAAGCGCAUCAAGGUAGCUGCAAAGAAGGAGAAGAAACCUGCUCUGCCCGAGUCAGAAUCUGAAUCCUCCUCCACCAGAAAGAGUCCAGACAAGGCCGCCACCCCUCCUGUACCCAUGGAGGAGGAGGUAGCGGAAGUAAAAGAAACGGAGAAAGAAGGCGGAAGAAGCGGCGGCGGAGAAGGAUGA
This is a messenger RNA of Salvia miltiorrhiza (redroot sage), 450 nucleotides long. RefSeq lists its product as uncharacterized. The record is from RefSeq and is a predicted model, not a curated record. The transcript has a single exon. NCBI's taxonomy places the organism in Eukaryota, Viridiplantae, Streptophyta, Magnoliopsida, Lamiales, Lamiaceae. The coding region runs from base 1 to 450 and encodes 149 amino acids.